UGCUCUUUAAGCGAACUUAUAAUAAUGGUGGCAAAAAUAAUCAAAGGUCUAAGACGCGAGAUCAGGCCGUUGGUUCUGAAGUGUAUGCCGUAUUUCGUAAUGUCGUAUUACUUUAUGGAAGUGCUUUACUCGGUGGUCAACACCCCACUGGUGGGCAGAGAAAGAGCCAUUGUGAUGGAUGUCAACGAGGCGUUCGGCCACUUCUACACGUCCUUCGAUGUCCUGCUGACCAUUGCAGCCAUCUUUCUCAUCCUGGGCACCCGAAAGGACGCCAGUGGCGUGACCCUGUUGCUCAUCGGCAGAGUCGUCCACCGACUGUUCUUCUCAAUAUGGACCAUGUUCUUUUACUUCCUCUUCACCGACAGUUUGGAUGUCGGCUCCCUGUUGAUGCUGAUGGCUGCUAAAAUCAAAUUGAGGGAUCAAACGGACUGGCCGCAGAUGGAAAAGUCGAAGUACCAGGUAUUAUUGCUGGUGGGAAGGCUCUGCUUGUGCUGCUUGUUUAUAAUGUGGCUGGACGAGGGCUUGGAAACAUCUUUCAGCAUCGUGUCGCUUGGUCUUUUGCUCUUCAUAAGCCUUGGCUUCCACUGCAAACUGUUUGCCUAUCUGACCGUAAUCGCCCUGCUUUAUCACGAUGUCUUCAGCAAUCACUGGAGCAUGUUGUGGGGCUGGAACGAUACGCUCCUAUCCAUACAGUACUUCUCCCUGCUGUUCUGCAAAAUGGGCGGAUUCCUGAUGCUCUCCGAGUUGGGUGGGGGCAAGUGGUCCGUCGACGGAUUCAGGAACAGGAAAGGCGUGAAAUGUGAGAGGAAGGGCAACUACCGGAUCAUUAAGGGCCAGGCGGCGGCCUAGGCAAAGUUAUCCAUCGGAUUGAGCCCUAUCUGUACGACUCCUCCAUUACAUAAACUUUAAUGGGAACUGCCUUCCCAGCGGCUAAUGCUUAUUUUUAUUUGUAUCUCUAUUUGCACACCUGCCUCUCGGCAUCGGAGAGGGCACUCCAAAUGCUCUUUGAUUCG
Molecule: messenger RNA, 1013 nt
Organism: Drosophila takahashii
Lineage: Eukaryota; Metazoa; Arthropoda; Insecta; Diptera; Drosophilidae
Cellular component (GO): membrane
Source: RefSeq, a predicted model, not a curated record